GGGGUGAUAUUUUACAGUCGCGACGCGAGCGGCCGGUGAAAAAUGCGCGGGGCGGUACGUCUCGCCGUGAACAAUCGAUAGAAUAGAAGGCGAGAUGUGAGCUUCCAGUGGUACGCGCGAACCAACGCACGGUGCAACGGUUGUAUAACUCGUCCACGAUGCUGUGGAAAAGCGAGGAAAUGAGGUAAGAGCGCGCAACGCGCGACGUUCCUCUCCGUCGCGCCGAAUUAUACACGGCACGCUUCUUGGCCACGCGAAAAAGCCGAUCCGACGCGGGAGGCUCUGCCAAGCAUGCUCGUAAUGCUCCGGGAUCCUGACGGUGAUUUUAAUUCGUUAUGAUCGUGAUUACGUUACGGGGCUAAUGCCCACGGUUUGCAACACCGUCGAGCUUUCCCGCGUUCUCAGUUGAACCGCGAGCACCGGGUAUUACAAAUAAUAUCGACGGACACGAGAUUCAGUUAAAUUCUCGUAAGUCGUUGAAUUCUCUCUAAUCCUUUUAAUAAUUGUAUUAUUUCUUUUCUUUAUGUCUCAUAUUAUUUAAUAUAAUUUUUACGCGUUCCACAGACAGAGUAACAACGUUUUUACUUUUUGUUUCGAUGAGUAUAAAAUAAAACAUGAAUCGCAAUUUUUAUAUUAAUAAAAAAUAUUCUGAAACAAUUGUAUUCAACGUGCAAUCAUUAAAUUUUCAUUCUUCGUUUCGAUGAGGGUACGUAAAGCAAAAAAUCAAAAUUUUUCUAUAAAUUUAUAACCAAUACUUUGAGAAAUAGAUAGUUAAUUAUGAAAAUAAAUACACAAGAUCAACAGUGAAGUAUUCAAAUUUAAAAAAAUUUUUUAAUUUAUAAUAGCUAAUUAAUCUAAUAUUGUUUUAUCUAAUAUUGUAUUUAUUGUAUAGUAUUCUUUUAUCUAAUAUUGUAUUUACCAAAAGCGCUGCACAUAACAACUUUCGACCAGGAUUGUCCUCAGUUUACUAUACCGAAGAAUUUGCCUGUAUUAUUCCUUGUCCUUGAGGUAUCCCCCGAAAUUGAUUUUCCGAGACAUAAUAAGAGGCAACAGCGCGAAUAGGCACCAGUGGUACCGCACUCUAGUCGCUUAACCGACGUCACCACGUGGCACAUCGGAUUCUUAAUCUCCUAGUGCUUCAGAAAUACAUACUACGUGCAUUUUUUCUACGAGUAGAAAAGAAAAAGUUACUUAGUGUAUUUUGAUAGGAUUAUUAAUAGAAAUUAGGGGAAAAUGGAAAAUAGGAAAUUAAUUCACGACACGACGAAGAAUAAAGGUUACUAUUAUAUAAGGAGAAAUACCAGUAACAAUGAAAUAAACGAAGAGAAGAUGUAAUAAUUUGUUGAUUACAAAAUUGAAAAGAGUGCUGUACCAAAAAAGAAACUUACGCAUUAUAUACUAAUUAUAAUCUGAACGUUAAAAAUCGUAUAUCUAGUGUUACGACGACUCUUCUAUAAAUCAAACGUGAACUAAAAAUUCUGUCGAGAGGAUUCGCGAAUCCUCGUGUCCAUCAUUAAAGAAGUUAUCAUCGAAAAUGUCCGGAUUUCAGUCGCAUCCUAUGUUCCGGACUUUGUCCAUGCAUCAUACUUGUACGUAUCGAUGUAAGCCGUAAGGUAUCGACAUAGUUUUAUUUCGUUCAACGAAGCCAUAUUAUCAUUUGCUAAAUAUAUGUAUUCGAUUUUGUUAAACAAUAUAUAACGCUGUUGAGUGGGUCCUUUAUCUUUGACUAUUUGAAGUACUAUGCGAAAAUUUGGUAUUCUUUCGCACUUCCGCCGAGAAAGAAUUUAUCACGUUGUAAUCACGACAAUAAUCGCGACGAUGUAAAAAUCCGUGUUAAUGUUUUCGCUUUCAGUUUUUUUCCCUCCCAUUACAAAAUUACGCGAUCAAUCACAAGAUAAUAAUAGUUGCCAAUGACACCCAACGUGUAUACAUGCCCCAGUAAUAACAGAUCGAUGUCUUGUUAUAUGGGCAUAUUCAGUUAGCGUUCAGGCGAUAGCACACGCCGUAUCGCUUGGUUACCGCGUGUGAUAUAAGGUUAUUAAUAUUGGCACUGUCAAUAUCCGAUUGCGUAACCGUAUCUGAGAAAUACUCAGCUAUCGAGCAAUCGACGCGCGGCGGGAGCAUUUGAACGACGACGCCGUGAUCGCGGGUGCCGCAACUCCCGACUAUCGACCACGGAUGCAGGCCCGCCAUGGUCAAGGCGCAGUCGCGGCCCAGGCGCGGUCGCCGCGAUCAAAGCUGUCGGACUUGUUUCAUCUCUGGGUCAACAACAUACGACUGUUCUACUCCUGGGGCGACCUAGAAGGCCUGACGCCGCAAGCGUUGCCCAGCACGAUGGGUAAUCUACAGAGUGACAGCAAGAAGAAGCAGAAGAAGAAGGAUGCCGCCCCGCCGGUGCCGACGUCCGCGUCCACGGACGUCGAGCCCGAGACGCCCGAGGACCAGAAGCCCAAGGAGAAGCGGGACCAACCGCCGAAAGCUCCGGAAAGGCGUGAUGAACCACGCGAGCCUACCAGGAUCAGUUUCGAAAAGGUGCACACGCCGGGCAAGAGGCAGGCACCACCGCCACCGCCGAUGAUACAGGUGUUACCAAAGGACACGCAGGAAAGUGUAGAGCCUGAAUGUCGCAAGGAUACCGCAAUAACAGCGAAGCCAUGCGUAACGACGACGGAGUCUUUCCGCUCGAGUACCACGACGUCGACGUCGACGACGACGACAACGGCCCAGACCCCGACGACACCGCAGACGACCCAGCUGCCUCCAAUGUUGGUGACCGAUUCGUGGCGAUUGGCGAACAAGGGCCUGGUUGUUACGGAGAUGCCGACGCCGCCGAGCCAGGAAUCCUCAAGUGACAGUGUCUUUACCGAUCCUGGCGAGCUCACCAUGAGUCCGGUCACCGCUGCCACGAGACCGGAAGUGGUGAAACGUAAACCGAACCUGGAGACGAUCGACAGCAGGGAAGAGAAGACUUCGUUCGCGAUUACGAAGCACAAGAAGAUCCAUCUCUCAGUGAUAAGUCCCAGAAAAAGCAUAACGUCGAGCGAGAAGACCGCGACGAGUCCGAGGGCUCCACAGAGACGACACAGCUUCUACGAAUUUCCGACGAGGGAGGGCAGAGUGCUGAGAAGAGUGGCCAGCCUGACCCUGGAUCGAAGUAGCGCCAAGAAAAGAAAAAGUUCGAAAAAUCUCGCCUGCCAAAAAACGGAUCGCCAUAAGCAGUCCGAAGAACAAGAACUGCCAAUCACUCCAAUCUCUACGUUACCAGAUAAAGACACGGGAAAAAACGUUACGUCCCUGAUAGAUCGGAUCAAUACUUGUGCAUUGCCAGAUGGACUUCACGCAGCUCAAACGAAAUCGAGUCCAGUUUGUUGUGAGCACCAUAUGCUUAAGGAUACUUAUUUGUACGAGGAAGAAGUUCAGAAGCUGAGAGACGAAAUCAAACGGUUGCGCGAGAUAUCGGUAGAUCGACAAAUAAGCACCAGGGGACAGUCUACUCAGACCUCACCGAGAAGCUUAUCACCAGUUGACGGGAAUAUCAGUGACACGAGCAACUUAGAUGCUGGUACACCGAGAUUAUCGACUAUCAGAAGUGACGCGGAUUUCGACCAAGUCAAGAUGACUCUCGUACAUUCCUCCACGCCGACCGACAAGGUCGAUCGGUCGUGUUUAUCACAGGGUAACCCAGUGAACGCGCCAAGUGAAGAUCUGGCGCAGUAUCGCUCCCCAACAUCGUUUCCACCUCCAUUACCACCGGAGGCAUUCUCGAAAAGCAGAUCUACACCUACCUCGAUGACGUCGUCUUUCAUCCCGCCGCCUCCGCCGCCGCCGUCUCCGUUCACGUUUGCCACCGAAUCGGUAGUAUGUGGCGGCGAAAGGACAAUCCCGUCGACACAGUUGACAGACGUUUCUGGAAUACCGCCGCCACCACCUGCCCCCAUGUCGUCGCAAAGUACUGUGAGCACGUUUCUAUCUCCGCCGCCUGCUCCGUCUCCGCCACCAUCUACGCCGGUCUCGAGUAGCUCGAGUACGAUACCUAUUCCUCCACCCCCGCCUGUACAAGCCAUCAUAGGCGCGAUACCUCCGCCGUCCCCUUUGCAAAAUAUGAUACCACCUCCGCCGCCACCUCCUCCCUUAUUCCUGCUCGAACCAGUGCACAGCGUUGAGAGUGGCAUACCACCUCCCCCACCGCCACCUACGAGUGCAACGUGCGAGAUGUCUUCGUCUACGAAAAUUACGAUACCUCCUCCACCACCGCCACCGCCUACCCCGAUGUUAAACACAUGCGGGAUACCACCACCGCCACCUCCUCCGCCAUCGUCACUCGCGGCAGGUGAUACUAGCGCGAUACCUCCACCGCCACCCCCGUUACUUGGAAUGGCUCAAACGACUGGGCCACCACCGCCGCCACCGCCACCAGGUAUGCCUACGCAGGGUGGCAUACCUCCGCCACCUCCGCCUCCUAUCGGAGGUUCAGGUGCAGGUCCUCCUCCACCACCACCCCCUGGAGCAAUAGGACCUUGCCCUCUACCAGCUCCCCCGGUUGGAGGAUGGAAUCCGCCCAGCAGAGCCAUAAUGAGAAAGCAACCUUUAAAUCCUGAUGUGCCUAUGAAGCCACUUUACUGGACGAGAAUUUUGGUACCAGUUACUGCAACCAGUCAAACUUCAAAAGACACUUCAGAUUUGUCACCCCAGGCGCCUCUAUGGCUGGAACUUGCGGAGGAAGAGAAUAUAAAUAUGAAAGAGUUCGCUGAUUUAUUUUCGCGGCAGGUGAGAGAGAGGAAUCUGACCAAGAAAAACGAGGGAACGCCCAAAAGUUCAAAGAUCCAGCCUGCGAAGAUAUUGGACUCGAAGCGUUCAAAAAUGGUGGGAAUUCUCGAGAAAAGUCUGCACAUUGAUUUCAGCGAGAUUGAGAACGCGGCCUAUAACUUAGACACGAGCGUGAUUAGUCUUGAAGCGUUGCAGCAGAUCUACGAAAUCAAACCGACACAAAAAGAAAUAGAAGACAUUGCAACCCACGAAGCACUUUAUCCAGACAUUCCUCUCGAUCAACCUGAAUUAUUUCUCAAACGAUUGUCCGGCAUAAAUCACUUCUCCGAAAGAAUAGCCUGCCUGAUGCUGCAGUCGGAAUUUCAAGACGCGAUAUCGUCGGUCUCGUAUAAAUUGAACAACGUGCGGACUACCUGCGACUUCCUACUCAAUUCCGAACCUCUGAAGAAAGUAAUGGCCAUUAUUUUGACUUUGGGCAAUUACAUGAACGGCGGAAAUAUGUUACGCGGACAGGCGGACGGCUUCGGCCUGGAGAUUCUUGGCAAACUGAAAGACGUGAAGUCCAACGUACCUGGUGUCACCCUGUUACACUACGUCGUCAAUGCAAAAUUGUCCCAGGAAAAGGAUCAUAACUUCGAUGAGCCCUUGCCUUUACCUGUGCCUGAACCGGCUGACGUAGAAGCUGCAUCUACGAUCAAGUUUGACGAUAUCAAUAAGGAACUGGAUAGACUAGACAAGGAACUGCGGGCAUGCGCACAAAUGUGUAAUACAAUCGUGGAAGCGGAUCCAUCUACGUCUAAAAUAUUCAAGAAGAAAGUAGACUCGUUUGUGAAAAAAGCGACUGCCGAAUUGACGAGUGAGAAGGAAGAUCUCCUAGAAGCUAAAAACAAAUUUAAAGCUGUGAUGAAAUUUUAUCAGUUUGUUCCCAAAGGUUCCACCCUGGAGACUGCAGAACCUUAUGAUUUCUUCAAUCUAUGGCUUAGUUUUUGUCGGGACUUUAAGGAUAUCUGGAAGAGGGAACAGCAGCGAAUACGAAAGGAACGAAUAGAGGAAAUUCGCAAAAAGUUCGAUAACAAAUCCGAUGUCGUAAGAGUGAAAUUAAAUCCACACGGAUUAAAAGCAAAAUUACAGAAACUUACGCAUAAAAAACAUACUCAAAGAUAGUCUUAUCGAAAUGUUCAAAAAUUAAUAAUUUGAUUAAGAAUUUGUAAGGUCGAGUGACAAUUUAUACAUAUAGUAUAUUCGUUAAAUUCUGAAUUUCAUCAAUUGUUUCCUUUAAUACUCUGGCAAUCAAAGGAAAUUUAAUUGUAUAUUAAUUUCUAAUUCAUACUUGAUUAUCAUUUUCGAAUCGAAAUAUAUUGUAAAGUACGAAAUAUUUUAUAUAGUUCGAAAACAUGUUAGGUUGUUUUGUGUAAAUUGUUACAUUUAUUAUUAUGUGGAAGGUGUGAAAAAUUUAUCUGCUCCACUUAUAAAAAUUUAUUAUGAAUUUUGCAUUGAAAAUUAUGAGGAAAUAUGCGAAAUAUACGAAAAAUUACUUUUUGCAGGCAAAUCUUGAAUUGCUCGAAAAAAUAACAGAGAUUUUCAUUUAAAUUCUAAUUACGGAAAUAUUGAAAAAUUCACGCAACGAAACACGAUCGAUUUUAAUCCUAGAAGGCGCAGAGCGCUAUAAGUAUAAUAGAUUGCCAAUUACGAAACGUCCUUAUAUACAAACAUCCAAUCGAUAAGACUUUAUGCUAUAUGCAAUUGUAGUUGUUACAGACUGAAAUGUUAACAGUGCACGUAAAACGAUACUGUAUACUUAAGCAGACACAUUCAUGAAAUUUUAUUAAUUAUUAAUACCAUGAUAAAAAAAGUGAUUCACAAUCUGGUAACAACUUUACGGAUAUUAGCCUCUAUAUUUUAAGCGAUUUAAUAAGUGCAUCGGAGAAUUAUGUUCAGUAAACGAAGGCUAUAAACAUGGUCUAUUCUUUUUAGCUGCACUUUCUUACAUUGUUUGCCAUAAAUAUUUGACACCAAAUAAAAAUGAUACAAAGUUCUAAAGAAAACUGUAAGAAGCUGCAGCAUAAAAGAAGCUAAAGAGGAUAUACCCGUAAACAUCCAUGAUGAUUCUAGAACAGAAAAACUUUAUGCUUCUUUAUAGUAUAUAUUUAUUUCACUAAUUUUCAUUGCUUUGCCCUAAAGAAUUUCGAAGAAAGAAUAUCAUAUUUGUAACAGUUAUUAUUAAUUAUUAUAUCUAUUUAUUCAUUUAUUUGUAUUAAUUUAUACUAGAUUGUCAUGGAUUAAUAAAUAACACAAUGUACAUAAAAUGUUAA
This is a messenger RNA of Monomorium pharaonis (pharaoh ant), 7079 nucleotides long. Its product is annotated as formin-2. Gene Ontology annotation, molecular function: actin filament binding. The transcript has 11 exons. The coding region runs from base 2179 to 5931 and encodes 1250 amino acids. Gene Ontology annotation, biological process: actin filament network formation; cortical actin cytoskeleton organization. The record is from RefSeq and is a predicted model, not a curated record. Gene Ontology annotation, cellular component: cytoplasm; cytoskeleton. Lineage: Eukaryota; Metazoa; Arthropoda; Insecta; Hymenoptera; Formicidae.